This is a messenger RNA of Syngnathus acus (greater pipefish), 3697 nucleotides long. It is a transcript of the gene bcl6aa, whose product is annotated as BCL6A transcription repressor a. The transcript is spliced from 9 exons. Lineage: Eukaryota; Metazoa; Chordata; Actinopteri; Syngnathiformes; Syngnathidae. The record is from RefSeq and is a predicted model, not a curated record. Gene Ontology annotation, biological process: regulation of transcription by RNA polymerase II. Gene Ontology annotation, cellular component: nucleus. Gene Ontology annotation, molecular function: protein binding; RNA polymerase II cis-regulatory region sequence-specific DNA binding; DNA-binding transcription factor activity, RNA polymerase II-specific. The coding region runs from base 84 to 2204 and encodes 706 amino acids.
CGGAGACGUUGGUACGAUCCCGGGCUCAAAUUCCGAGAAUUGAGCUCGUCUGAUUCUUAGAACUGGGCUUCUUAGAAGUGGUGAUGCAAGAAGUUUCUAGGAAAGCGCUACCAGAAGUCGGCAGGAUGUCUUGCUUGGCCGACAGCUGCAUCCAGUUCACGCGUCACGCCAGCGACGUCCUGCUCAACCUGAACCGCCUCCGCAGUCGGGACAUCCUCACCGACGUGACCAUCCUGGUCAGCAGGCAACAGUUCAGGGCGCACAAAACCGUCCUCAUGGCUUGCAGCGGGCUCUUCUACACCAUCUUCACCGACUCGCACAAGUGCAACCUCAAUGCCAUCAGCCUGGACCCCAAGGUGGACCCGGAGGGCUUUGCCAUCCUGCUAGAGUUCAUGUACACCUCCAGGCUAGCGCUCAGGGAGAGUCUGAUCAUGGCCAUCAUGAACACGGCCGUCUACCUGCAGAUGGAUCACGUGGUGGACACCUGCCACCGCUUCAUCAAGUCCAGCGAUCCGACCGUCAAGCUCCCCAGAGACGAAUUCCUGGUGAGCCCUCUGGUUCUGCCCCAGGACGUCCACGCAUACCGCCCUCACGAUAUGGUGGACGCCUUGCACGGCCGCGUGGCGCCUUUCAGGGAUGCGCGGCCAGCGUACAGCUCCGGCAUGCUCAACGGCGUCACCGCCCCCGGCAACUACCACCUCUACGGGCAGUUCCCCAUGACGGGAUUCCCUUUCCCUCUCUGCAAGCUGACCGAUGCUAAGAACGCCUUCAGCGACCUGUCACGGAGCGGGAUCCACCACAAGCACCCGCACGACGCCGCCGCCAUCAGCAGGGCCGAGUACGCCCGGGCGGUGGGCUCCUCCGGCAUCCUGCACGCCGCAAACUUCGCCCCCAGGGAGUUCGGGCGGGAGGACGAGGUGAAAAAGGAAAGCCACGAGGGGCUCGGCCUACCGCUGGGCCUGGGCGGGAGGAAGCGGGUCUACCCUGUCUUGACCCUUGAACCCCAAAAAGACAAAGAGCACGUCCCGCCAAGCGAGGAGGACAUGAUCCAUCACCACUACCCUCUUGGGAUCUCCUCCGCUGGGCGUAAGAGUCUCAUGAGCAGCCCACAGAGCCCCCUCAAGUCAGACUGCCAACCCAACUCCCCGACAGAGUCCAGCAGUAGCAAGAACGCCGGACUGUCGCAGGCCGGGGCGCAGCAGGCGGGGGCGGGAACGCAGGACCCCAAAGCUCGCAACUGGAAGAAGUACAAAUUCAUCGUGCUCAACCAGAGCGCCAGGGAGGACGAGGCUGGCCUGCGGAACCCCGGACUGUGCUCGCCUCAGCGUGUCGGCCUGCAGCCGUAUCUCCACGCCGGGGACAAUUUGGAGGUGCAAAGCGCAAGGAAGAGCGUCGAGGAUCAUCCCAUGCCGCAGACCAGUCGACUCAACAACAUCAUCAGCAGUGCGCUGGACGGGUCAGUGAGAAGCGCAGAGGCCCAACAGCCAACGCGCUACCUCAAGCGCCUCAACUGCUCAUCGUGCGGCGCCCAGUCGCCCCAGCACUCCGAGGUCUGCCCCUCCCGGUCAAGGCUGGGCGAGGACAUGGCCGAAAUGCACUCGGAAUACUCCGACUCCAGUUGUGAAAACGGCACCUACUUCUGCAACGAGUGCGACUCCAAGUUUGCCGAGGAGGAAGCUCUGAAGCAGCACGUGCUCCAAGUCCACAGCGACAAGCCCUACAAGUGCGACCGAUGCCAGGCCGCCUUCCGUUACAAAGGCAACCUCGCCAGCCACAAGACCGUCCAUACGGGCGAGAAGCCAUAUCGCUGCAACAUCUGCGGUGCUCAGUUCAACCGACCAGCCAACCUCAAGACUCACACUCGCAUCCACUCAGGAGAGAAGCCAUACAAAUGUGAAACGUGCGGCGCUCGCUUUGUACAGGUUGCCCACCUCCGAGCCCACGUGUUAAUCCACACAGGCGAGAAGCCGUACCCUUGCGAGAUCUGCGGAACGCGCUUCCGCCACCUGCAGACCCUUAAGAGCCACCUGCGCAUACAUACCGGCGAGAAGCCCUACCACUGUGAGAAAUGCAACUUGCACUUCCGCCACAAGAGUCAGCUUCGUCUCCACCUGCGGCAGAAGCACGGCGCCAUCACCAACACCAAAAUCCAGUACCGCAUUUCUACCGACACGAUGCCCACAGACCUCACCAAGGCCUGUUAAAAUGGCGGACAGCUUGAUUUGAAACCCGAGCAGCUCCCUUUGACGUGUACAAUCAUCCAAAAACGCUCGUGCCACACUUUGUUCACGGGACUAAUUGAAGUGGACUUUUUUUUUUUUUUUUAUUGUGCGCUACAACAAAAGGUGGAGUUGUUGCAUUCUGAUUUUAUUUGGCGGUAGCAAAGGUUGAGAUUUCCACGUGGGCUAAAAAAUGGUGUCACAUUCUACAGAAGUUAUCAAAAUCGAUGUCAUUGAAAAGAGUAGCCUACUCCGAUUACAGACGAACUAGUGCAAUGAGGGUUUGUUUUUGUUUGUCUGUGCAAUUUGAAAUUUUGCACAAUAGUAGAAGCUCUCGAGGGCUCUACAUAGGCCAAAAAUGUUAUUGCUUCAUUCUAUUAUUUAUUUUUAGAACAAAUUUUACUUUCCAAUGAUUUUUGUGCAGUGAAUGCAGGUAGCAGAUUUAUUCGGGGUUUUUUUAUUUGGAUCGUGUUCAAUUUUUGGUAGCAUCACUCGAGACGUCCACCUAAAGCGAUCCCCCACCACCUUUUGAUGUGUACAAUCAUUUAAGACGCUAGUGCCACACUGUGUUCGGACAAAUCAAAAUAGCAAUGUUCCGCUAAUGAAAAAAAAAAACGGGUUUCCACUACAUGUGAACGUCGAGUCACUUUAUGGUUUCUAUACGUACAGAUCUAUAUAAUAAGUAUGUGUAUGUAUGUUUCUAAGCUUCGAAAGUACGAGUAUAAAGCUUUAUUUUGUCGAAGAAUGGAAUGUAUUAAAAAAAAGGUGAUUUUUAAGGAGAAGAUAAAAAAAAAAAAAAAAUACAGUAUUUUAUAUCAGAGAACUUACUUUUCUGGAAACAUUGACUGACGGGUGGUAAUAUAUAUUUUAAAAAUGACGGCAGUAGUCUUCAUUUUUAAGCACCAUUGUGAAAUGAGUUAAAAAAAUAAUAGAAAAAAUGGAAAAAAAAGAUUUGUCCAACAACUGCUUAUGCAUGAGCCACUCGAGGGGUACGGUUAUAAAUAUUGUGACAUAUUGUGUAUUUAUACAUAUUUGUGGGAUUGUUCUCUGCAGGCGGAGCCAAUCAUCUUUGAUGUUUAAUUAAAUUUUGAUGUAUUUGUAUAGGUGUUUUUCUUCUUUUUGGGGGAUUGAUAUUGAAUUUUGGUUUUCAUAAGUGAAGACUUGGAUUUAAUUUGUUAUUUUUUGGUCAUUGUUAUCCCUCCCGACGUACAGUUGUGUAGUUGUCACUUUGUACAUAUAUACACUGUGGAUUCAAUGUGCCUUUUCUCCACGCCAACGCAAUUAAGGUACAACCGCCCCCCUCGCCCCAACUCCUCCCUGUGUGUGUUUGUGUUUUUCAUUGCUUGUCACUAACUUUAAAAACAUGCAAAAUGCAUCACUGUAAAUCUUUUUGGAUUGGAAUUUUUUAACGGAAUUUAAAAACUAUUGUACAAUGUCCUUUGAUGUAUGAAUGUAAAAUAAAGGUAUUUGAUUUCUAU